Daphnia magna is the source of this 2014-nucleotide messenger RNA. Its product is annotated as trafficking protein particle complex subunit 13. The record is from RefSeq and is a predicted model, not a curated record. Lineage: Eukaryota; Metazoa; Arthropoda; Branchiopoda; Diplostraca; Daphniidae. The transcript has 12 exons. The coding region runs from base 181 to 1491 and encodes 436 amino acids. Gene Ontology annotation, cellular component: TRAPPIII protein complex.
UGGCUCCCACAGGGGCAGGGAUAGGAAUUCUGGCUACACCUGUCGCCUUCAUGGCAGUAGAUACAUGUUUACAGGCCUUAACCAUUAAGUAGGCCUUGAUGGUAUUACUCUGCUCAGACCAUUGAGUUUUGAGUACGCAUUGGGUGAACUUGGUUUAAGGAGUGGAUUUAUGUAUGCGUCAUGGAAAACAAAGCUGACCAAGUUCUUUCUAUAAAAGUGAUGAGGUUGUCCCGUCCUCUUUUUACGCAGUGUGACCCUCAUCAUCUAGAAUUUUUCUAUUUGACUGAUACAAAACCUUCGGCUGAAACCGAUUGUUAUUCAUUAGUACAUGCGGACCAUGAUCUGGAUAUGACACUUUCAUCCAGACAUGGAUUACUUCUACCGCAAAGUUUUGGAACUAUAUAUUUAGGUGAAACAUUCCAGAGCUACCUUCGUGUUCAGAAUGUUGGUUCAUUCUUGGUGUCAAAUAUUUCAAUCAAGGCUGAUCUUCAGACUGCUGCACAGAGACUACCAUUGACAAAAAAAAAAAAUAACGUAACCCUUGAUCAACUUGAGCCACAACAAUCAACUGACGAUAUCUUAAGUCAUGAAAUAACAGAACUUGGCACUCACAUUUUAGUGUGUGAAGUUUCAUACCAAGUAGGGUUGGGUGAAGUAAUGACAUCCUCUCGCUACUACAAAUUUCAGGUCUUGAAACCUUUGGAUGUAAAGACAAAGUUCUACAAUGCUGAGUCGGACGAUGUCUACUUAGAAGCCCAAAUUCAAAACACAACCCUUGACAAACCACUUUGCUUAGAUAAAGUCACCAUGGAACCAUCAAGUCUCUUCAAAGUACAAGCUGGCUGGGGCACUUCUUGGUCUAAUGCAUCACAACUAUUUGGUGGGAUUGUAAACAUCGUUCAGCCUGGUGAAAUUCGUCAAUAUUUGCAUUGCUUAAAGCCAAAGCAGGAUGUGCGGGGUAACCUUCGGCUGUUAAGGGGAGAAAGUAACAUUGGAAAACUUGAUUUAACCUGGAGGACUACGAUAGGUGAUCGUGGACGAUUGCAAACCAGUCAGCUACAAAGAAUGGUUCCUAACUAUGGCGACGUGCGUCUAACGAUUCAAGAGCUUCCGAAUCCGGUAAAGCUGUAUGAAGCAAUCAGUUUCGUCUGUAAAAUAACAAACACUAGGAUGAAGAGACUUUACUCUCUGGAGAGGCGAUUUAAUCGAGAUGAAGACUUCACCCGGAAGUAUGAUACAGUUGUUAAGGAGUACAUCGGCCUAGACCACGCCAGACUCCUCACGACCGAACAGUUGUGGAAAGAAUCAAGUAAAACGUGGUAUUUACCGCACCACGGGGUCGUAAGCCCAUCCUGUUCUACGACCAAAGUUCGAGUUAUAUUCGAUGGAGCCGCCGAGUAUGCAGGAACGUCCAUCAAACAGAACCUAUUACGCGGACCAAUCUUCUCGUUAGCCUGCUCGGUGUCCUACUACGCUUCCGAAGGAACCUAGUACCGGUCAGUGCGGACAUCGAGAAGAUGUUUAACCAGGUGAUGGUCCCAGUAGAAGAUCAGGUGGCCUACCGUUUUGUCUACCGGACUCCUGGCAGUAAUCAAGCACCGUUAACGUACCAAAUGACAAUUCACGUCUUUGGAUCAGUAUCUUCCCCAACGACUUGUAUCUUCGCCCUCAACCGGACUGCCGACGAUAAUCGUCACCAGUAUCCAGAGGCAGCAGAUAGCGUCCGAUGAAACUUCUACGUUGACAACUACCUCCACCCCUUCGAGGUAGUUGCUCGUUGCCGAUAGAGCGAACACUUGGAGUAAUUUGAAAUGGGGAAACGGAUAUGCUAACGUUCAAGUUACGAAAGCAGCCCAGCCAUGACGUUCUCAUCAAAUUGACUUUCCUUAGUAUUAUAUUGUCGCGGGUGAAAAGGGAGAUUGGUUAUCUCUUCACAGAGAUGAGUCAUCCGCUCCUUGGACAACGCUGCGAUCGUGGUGAAGAAAUUAUCGGGAGAAGUCCGCUCUAAGAAAGA